UUAAACCAGAAGUAAAGCCUGAAAGAAAAAGGAGAGAGAAAACUUCGGAACUAGCACAGCUUUACGCUGACAUGGACACCAAUGGUGACACACCCACAACAUCCUCAUCACGAUCACUAAGAU
Molecule: messenger RNA, 123 nt
Organism: Penaeus monodon (black tiger shrimp)
Lineage: Eukaryota; Metazoa; Arthropoda; Malacostraca; Decapoda; Penaeidae
Product: mesoderm induction early response protein 1-like
Source: RefSeq, a predicted model, not a curated record